AUGAAUUUCACAAUAUUGUUUGGAAAUUUUAUUUUACUCUUGACAUUAUUAAUUAAUGUCGAGUCGAAAGGAGAUGUUAAAAAACUUCAAAUAGGAAUUAAGAAAAGAGUUGAAAAUUGUAAAAUGAAAUCGAGAAAAGGAGAUUUGCUUCACAUGCAUUACACAGGCACAUUAGAAGAUGGAAAAGAAUUCGAUAGCAGCUACCCGAGAGGUGAACCUUUUACAUUUACUUUAGGAUCUGGACAAGUUAUUCGAGGAUGGGAUCAAGGACUCAUGGGAAUGUGCGAAGGAGAAAAGCGAAAAUUGUUGAUUCCUCCCUCAUUGGGAUAUGGAGAAUCUGGUGCUCCUCCUAGAAUCCCUGGAAAUGCUGUACUAACAUUUGAAGUUGAGCUUGUUAAAAUUAGUAGAAAAGAAGAAUUGUAG
Molecule: messenger RNA, 423 nt
Organism: Pediculus humanus corporis (human body louse)
Lineage: Eukaryota; Metazoa; Arthropoda; Insecta; Psocodea; Pediculidae
Product: FK506-binding protein 2 precursor, putative
Exons: 2
Coding region: 1-423 (140 amino acids)
Biological process (GO): protein peptidyl-prolyl isomerization
Molecular function (GO): peptidyl-prolyl cis-trans isomerase activity
Source: RefSeq, a predicted model, not a curated record